Hyaena hyaena (striped hyena) is the source of this 1014-nucleotide messenger RNA. RefSeq names its product lysine-specific demethylase 4D-like. Gene Ontology annotation, biological process: chromatin remodeling. Gene Ontology annotation, cellular component: nucleus. NCBI's taxonomy places the organism in Eukaryota, Metazoa, Chordata, Mammalia, Carnivora, Hyaenidae. Gene Ontology annotation, molecular function: histone H3K9 demethylase activity. The record is from RefSeq and is a predicted model, not a curated record.
CACCUGGGAACCAUCCAGGACCUGCGAGAGUGCGGCGUGGUCGUCGAGGGCGUCAACACGCCCUACCUGUACUUUGGCAUGUGGAAGACCACCUUCGCCUGGCACACGGAGGACAUGGACCUUUACAGCAUCAACUACCUGCACUUCGGGGAGCCCAAAACUUGGUACGUGGUACCGCCAGAGCAUGGCGAGUGCCUGGAGCGCCUGGCCGCCCAGCUGUUCCCGGGCAGUGCCCGCGCCUGUGACGCCUUCCUGCAGCACAAGGUGGCUCUCAUCUCCCCCACUUUCCUCAAGGACAACGGGAUCCCCUUCAGUCGGAUCACUCAGGAGGCCGGCGAGUUCAUGGUGACGUUUCCCUAUGUACACUCUGGUUUCAACCACUGCUUCAACUGCGCAGAAGCCAUCAACUUCGCCACCCCGCGAUGGAUCGAUUAUGGCAAAGUGGCAUCUCAGUGCAGCUGCGGGGAGGCCAGGGUCACCUUCUCCAUGGACGCCUUCGUGCGCAUCCUGCAGCCUGAGCGCUACGAGCUGUGGAAGCGCGGGCAGGACCGGGCUGCUGUGGACCACACGGAGCCCGCCUCGCCGGACAAGGGGGAGCUCAGCGCCUGGAGGGAGUUCUGCGCGGAAUCUCCACCCAGCUGGCAGACAUGGGCCGUCGUCAUCGUCCUGGGAACAGGAGUCACAGGAGUCGACUGCCCGUGCCUGGGCCAAGACUCGCCUGUCUGUGGUCACAGUGCACACAAUCCCAGACCCCGAGGCUGGUCCUGCCCCAGGACAAUGCUGGGUAUCAGAGUCCUGCAAUCUGUCAUCGUGCUAUGGCGUCCGCAGCUCAGAGUCCUUGAACGGCCCCCGGAUCUUGCUUCCUCUGGUCCCUCCCAGUCCUUCCUGGUUGCCUCAGAGGUGCCACCACUUGACACUGUUAACAAUCAUUGGAGAUAUGGGCCAAAGUCGGUUUUCCAAAAUGCUAUAAUGUUUCUGACAGAGCUCUCCCAAAAUGCUGCUGAAAGUUCCUGA